Molecule: messenger RNA, 7066 nt
Organism: Biomphalaria glabrata
Lineage: Eukaryota; Metazoa; Mollusca; Gastropoda; Planorbidae
Product: mitogen-activated protein kinase kinase kinase 1-like
Exons: 23
Coding region: 218-4873 (1551 amino acids)
Biological process (GO): protein phosphorylation
Molecular function (GO): ATP binding; protein kinase activity; zinc ion binding
Source: RefSeq, a predicted model, not a curated record
CAAAACACAGAAUCUUCCCCGACCGGAAGCGGCACUUUUAUCGAGAAAAAUCAAUAAUUUCCUUGCUGGAGAUCGAAAGGGGGGACUUUUUGAAGUUUAUUGAUCCCCCCUUUCGCCUCAAAACUUGUGACAAAGAAUUUCUUUUGUACAGGGUGUUACUAGCUCGAGGGACAAAGAGAUGCUGUGGUGGCCUUGAAGACCGAAACUUGCAUCUAAGAUGGCUUCCAUCUGCACUAAUAAUGGGCCAGCAGUGGAAUCUUCGUCUGCCUCCACUUCGGCUGCAUCUGUGGAAUAUCAGUAUAUAAGAACAGAAAGUAAUACUAUACACUUAGAACCGUCUCCUUCUAUUAUUUGUGAAAAUUGCAAUAAAGGAGCUGCAUAUGAAGAAACUUUUCAAGGCCCCCACACAUGGAGAAAAAUUCUUCGACAUGUCCCUUCUACUAAAAGAGCAAGGAAAUCCCAAACGCAAGAAACAAAUGUAUCAGACAACGGAAAUCGAACGCAAAGCUCUAACUCAAUGCAUUUCGACAAUGACAAUGAGAUAACCAAUCAAGAUUUAUCUGAACUACAAUCCCAACAGCUGGAUCAUUCAAUGGAGCAAGAUACACCAGAUGCCUAUUUAGUCCAGGGAGACCAAGAAGUUUCACAUUUUCCACCAUGGAAAAAAGAAUUCAUUGAAAAAUCCAACUACAGAAAAAUGUUUAAACAGUCUACCAAUUCUUUAGUGGUCCAGGCAUCACAGAUUCCAGUGACAGUCAGACGUCGUGGAAGUUUACAUGGACAAACAGAAUCAGCAUUUACUAGACAGGUAGUUAACUCUACCAAAAAGAAGCUCUCGCCUUCAAACUCAUUUCGACAAGCCAUCUCGAAUACAAGUGCCCAUCCCGGUCGGAGAAUAGUAGAACCAAAAAAUAUGCUUGCUGAAGUUUCGACUAAUGUAGAUGUCACCAAAAAGCGUAUAGAGCGUGUUCAAAGAGCAAGGUUAUACCUCCUUCAACAGACAGGGCCCAAUUCUUUUCUGAUUGGAGGAGACUCACCAGAUCAUAAAUACAGAGUCAUCAUUGGACCACAGACCUGUAGCUGUGGCAGAGGUCCACAUUGUGUUCAUGUUCUGUUCGUAAUGCUGAGAGUCUUCCAAGUAGUGGAGAAUGACACCUUACUGUGGAACAAAACUUUAAAAAAUUAUGAAGUAGAAAAUCUGUUCAGGAGUUUCCAUGAUAAAUUAAGCUCUCGAAUUACUAAAAGACGAACUUCACAGCGUAGAAAAGAAAUCAUCAAGCAAGAGGAAGGGGAAGAGGAAAGAACUGUUGACACUCAAGAUGUUAGCCGGCUACCAUCAGAAAGUGAUGCAGGAAGUGUGCGGGAAGAAGAAGAAAUCUGUCCUAUUUGUUUGCUAGAGAUGCUUGAAGGAGAAAGUUUGAUCUGCUGUGAUAAUGGUUGCCAUAAUAGACUCCAUCAUCAUUGUAUUGCCAUAUGGUUUGAGGAAUGUAGGCGACAAAAUGACCCACUUAAUUGUCCAUUGUGCCGAGCUCAAUGGAAAUCAACCACAGUUGAAAUCAAAAGUACACAGAGCAGCACCUCAACUGAUGGACCUGCUUCCUCCAACACAAGAUCAUCAUCACCUCACCAUCUCACUUCAGAAGAGGAUAGUUCCAGGUUGCCUUAUGCUGAGCCCAUUCCUGCUGAGCUAGAGUUGACAGCUGCCCCUUGGGUUGAGGCCUUAGGAGCUGACCUUGUAGGAUGUCUGUUGUCACGCAACUGGUCCAUAAGAGAAGCAGGUCUGAAACAUUUAAGUAAAGAAGUGGUAGCAACCUUGCUAAAGGGUGCAGGGGAAGGCAGGUCAGGUGUUAUUGUGUCUCCAGUUCGGCAGGAAGCAACUCACAACAUGCUAAAAACAGCUUGUAACAUCUUAGCUUACACAUGUGCAGAUCCUGUUUACAGGGUUUUUGUUGCUUCAUUGAGAGCCAUUCGCACACUUUUGUCCUACACACCUUGCCGAGAUAUGAAGCAGAGAACAAGGCUACAGAAAGUACUGAAGCCUAUAAUAGAAGCAAUCAUUUUAAAAUGUACAGAUGGUAACAGGCGAACGAGUCAACUUUCUCUUUCUACACUAGUGGAGUUAGUGAAAGGUCAGGAAGGGGAGCUAGCUGUGGGACGAGAAAUCAUCAAUCCAGGUAAUGAAGGAUUGGAUGGUCUAAAUUAUGUUUUGAAGUGUGUCACUGAGGAUUAUGACAAGGAUUCAGUGACCUGGCAGUGGCUGUUAGGGAGGCUAUAUGUACUAGACAGGCUUUUGGAGGAGUUUCCUACUGAAUUUGUUCCAAGACCAGAAGAAGCGCGAGAUGCAGCAGGAGCAGCUGAAGCAGAUGAUGAAGCUGAAAUUGGUGCUGCUGCUGGACCCUGCGAAGCUAGAAGAACCGACUCAUCUGAAGUGGGAGGGGCCUCCAAUUAUGAAAGACUUAUGUCUGUGGCCCAUUUCUCUGUGAAGGCUGUAUGCAGUACUCACAUGAGGAUAGCCCGUAUGUCCAGGAGAGUGUUUUUGCUUUCUGCCAAGCUGGGUGCUCAUGUGCAAAAAGUGAUCUUGGAACUUAAAACUCUUCUUUCCCAGAUAGAUUCCACCUCUGUGGCAUCUCUUCGUAGGAAACUUGACAGAAUAGUUGAAGACUUCCAGCUGUCUGAGAGAAUAGUUUAUGAACUAAUGCAUGGUUCAUGGAAACAAGGAAAGUUAAAUUCUCCCUGCCACACUCCCAUGGAUUCGCCAUCCUCCACCCCAAGAUGUAAUUCUCCAGAAAAUGCCCCCAUUGAUCUGGGAGUACAUCCUACAAUAAACAAAGAACCUUCUGCUCCUCCGACAACACCAGUGCAACGGUCUAAGAGGAAGCUUAAAAGAGGCAUACCCCGCAGAAGCUUUCGUGAACCAAACUGCCCCCCAGCUCCUCCUCCCACAUUGGAAAACUCCCCUGAAAAAGUUUACCAAGACCACCUUAAAGAGAACGUUGAUGCUUCCAACAUACUGCUGGGGGAGGGCGCUGGAGUAAGUCAUUUAGGAAGUGCAAGCCCGCCAAAUAGGAGGAAAUCCAAUUUGCCUCGGCGAAGAAGAACUAUUGAGGGGGAAACAGUUAAAAACAAAAGAGGUGGGUCGUCAAGCCCCACCAUUGUUCGCAGGCGGACAACAGAAGGGUGUACUUACACUUCUAAUGUGCCGCCACCUCAACCAGCUGCACCUCAGCAGUCACGCACAACAACACGUGUAACUCCAUUAGUACAUCCUGUUCCUGUAAUAUCAGUCACUGACACAUCUGGCCAAGAGACGGGGAACUUCAGCCCUCUCUCUGACCUAGAUGAAAACAGCAAAGAUUCCAAUGAAGAAACUGAUGGUGGUAAUAGCAAGCCUUUGAAUAUAUAUGAAACUAUAAAAGUCUCCACUUCUUCUCAUCUCUCGGACCAUGUGACAUUUUGUCCUGAAGAUGUCAACCAUAAGCCAUCUGCAGCAGCUAGCAAUGUCAAUUCUACGUGUUGUUGUCAGUGCCGGUGCCAUGAGUCUGCAAGUGCAGAAACAGGGGCAUCUACUCCCAAAUCAGGUGCAGCUGGUGUGCCUAACAGUCCAGACAGCCAUUACCACACAGCAGAACAUGAGUCCAUGAGUAGUGAUGACUUUCUGGACUUUUCUCAGUCUACUAAGCUAUCCAGCAAUGAAAAACCGGUUUCGUUUAAAUCUGAAGUAGCCGAAUCACCUAAAUCAUCACCCAGUCACUCUGUGCACAGUGCAACUAGUACCAAAAGUGAAGAGUGCAGCAAAAAUUGUAAAGAAGAAGUGGAGCGUGAAGAGGCUGAAGCUUUAGCCAAAGCUCUAGAUGUAUCUGAGAGGCAGGACCCUUGCCCAGUGGUGCCAGGGCUGACCCCAACAGCUAGAGAAGAAGUUAUAACUAUAAGAAUACAACCAGAUGAUGAGUGCGAUGAUAGAAAUGGUGAAUGCAGACAACCAACAAUGUAUUUAGAGAAAGUUCACUGGGUCAAGGGUCCACUGUUGGGUACAGGAGCCUACAGUUCCUGUUAUCAGGCCAGAGAUGUAAGGACUGGUGUUAUCAUGGCUGUCAAGCAGAUCUCAUUUUGUCGCAAUUCUGCCCAAGAACAGGAGAAGGUUAUUGAGGCUAUAAGUGAAGAGAUUCACAUGAUGGCAAGACUGAGCCACCCAAACAUUGUUCGUAUUUUAGGUGCCACCAAACAGGGAUGUCAUUUUAACAUGUUUGUGGAAUGGAUGCCAGGUGGAUCUGUUGCAUACUUACUUGGUGAAUAUGGAGCCUUCACUGAGAAUGUUAUAGUUAACUAUACCAGACAGGUCCUGCGUGGUUUGGCUUAUCUCCAUGACAAUCAUAUUCUGCACAGGGAUCUUAAAGGGGCCAAUCUUCUUAUUGAUAGCACAGGCCAGACACUACGAAUUGGUGAUUUUGGGGCCUCAGCCCGGUUAGCUUCCCAAGCCACUGGUGCAGGAGAGUUUCAAGGGCAGCUUUUAGGGACCAUUGCUUUUAUGGCACCAGAGGUGCUUCGUGGAGAAAGCUACGGAAGAGCAUGUGAUAUUUGGAGUGUGGGAUGUGUUAUGAUAGAAAUGGCAACAACCAAGCCUCCGUGGAAUGCUACAGAUAUCUCUAAUCAUUUGGCUCUUAUUUUUAAGAUUGCAUCAUCUGUAGACUCUCCACCCAUCCCAGAGAAUCUUCCACCUCCAAUUAGAGAUUUGAUGCUGCGGUGCCUUGAGCAAAAUUCUGAAGAUAGGCCAUCUGCUAAAGACCUUCUGGUCCAUCCUUUGUUCACACAAUGUUUCACAACCACACAUAACAUGUCCAACCACUUGAAUGGCAGCAAACUUGCCAAUAGGUAACAUAAACUUAUUGGAUCAUAAAAACUGGCAUUAUUUUUACAACUUGACCACUUGGUGUUCUGUUUGGUGGUGAGUCUUCCCUGUGACAUUAAAGGAGUAACAGAUAUAAUUACUAGAGUUGUCUAAUUAAUUAGGAAUGUACCAUUUUCUUGUAACCAUUUAGAUGCCAAAGAAGUUCAUUGUAGAAAUUUUUGUUUCUAGACUUUUUCUUUUUGUAAUCAAAUGAAUUGUUAGUUUUUUUUUGUUUUUUUUUUUUUUAGUUAGUUUUUCUUUUUGUAUUUUUUAAAAAGUAAAUAGGGACUUUUAAAACAAAACAUAAAUGGCAAUUUUAUAUAAUGGCAGCUUAUUAAUUAACACAUUAGACAUAACAAAAAGAAUUGUGUAAUAUACUGUACAAAAGCUAAAGGAUUCUAAUUGUAUUUACUUAACAAAUAUUGAAUUUCACAAAGAAACUUUUAAAACUUGUUUAGCGGUGAAAAGUUUUAUCUUUGCACACAUUUUUUUAAAGUCUCAUCAAAAUAGCUAUUAUAUUUAUGUAUAUUUUUUUUUCUACUUUUGUUUAUAAUGUUAUUUUGUAUGGCUAGUCUCAUAUUUCUGUGCCAGACAGUUCAUAAACUUGGACUUCGCUGAGAACCAAGUUGUCUGUCCUUGUUUGCGGCUGUCUUCACCUGUCACACUUGCUGGGUGUUAUUUUCAUGAGACAAAAUUGUUCUCUAGAUGCCCCAUUUAUUUGUGGUCAAAUAGACAAUACUUGAAUAAAAAUGUGGACAGACUAAAUGGGCAAUAAAGAAUGACUUGACUUAAUAAUUACACAUUUUUUUUAAAAUGCAAAAUAACUUAUUUGUUUGUUUAAAAAUGUCGCCAGUAUUUAAAGUCUCACAGUUACUAUUGCUAGGUUGUGUAUGUAAAUAAUGAGGUUGAUGGUUAGCUGUAAGUGUACAUUGCAAGAAGUCUUGUCAUAUUUGUUGCUAUUUGGGUCAUUCCACAUUCCGCAGGAAAGUAUUGUUGCUUUCUCUUAACUUAUUUCAUAUUUUUUUCUUUUUGAAAAAAAAAAACUUCACAGUACCGGUACUACAAAUUUGACUUUAAAAUUUCCUCUUUCUGUGAUAUUAAAUUGUCAAGGUCAGAGAUUUAUUUGCUUCACUUCACCCAAUCAGUGAAUGUCCAUUUUAAUGAGAUCUGUACGGACGACAUACAACAGUCGGGCAAUGAUCAUUCAUGAACCAGUGGGAGUGCAUUUCUUGGUGCCAUAUUGGAAAGUUGUUCAAUUUAGUUUUCAGCUGUUUUUGGAUUAAUUUCAGAGCCAGUUAAAUGUAUUUUUCAAAUCCCACAUGAUUUGUUCCAUGUUUGUUCAGAUCUGAAAUUUGUUUUUCCCCUACACACCUAUUUGCCAGUUGUACUACCAGGCCAGCCUGAGUUGGUAGCUAUAUCUCUUCUGAAUGCUUGUGGCUAAGGACUUGGCAGCAGGGGGCAUAGUUUUUGUGCUUCAUCCAUUUGCUGCUAGUCUGGGACCAAUUGUACGUAUGGGUCUAAAAACACAUUUAAAAAAACAAAAUGCUUCAACAUUUGACAAAACAUGUUUGUUUUCACUUUUAAUAUUUGCUUUUUUUUUUUUUUUUUAAACUGCUGAAGUUUCUAAUACUAGACUGUUUAUGUGUAAUUUUAUAAGGCUUGGAGGGGGAUACUAGUAACUGUUCUAUAAAAUGUCAACAAAUCAGAAUUGUUAUUCUGGAAAAGUUACUUCUGCUUUCAUUUUGUGAAUCAAUUGUUCGUGUUAAGGAACUUGUUUUCUUGUUGCCAACCCACUUUGCCUUCACUGUGUACAGGUUUUUAAAUAGUUUUGAAUCUUUGAAACUUCAGCAUUAGAACAACUGGUUGUGACUGAAAUGAUCUUCCAAAGUAUUGAAUGCAAUAGAAUUUUCACAAUGUAUUUUAUCUGUUUUACAUUUUAAAAACAGUAUUUCUCUACAAAAUGAAACUUUUCAGAUUUAAAAUAGUCAUUAAAAGGAUCUUUACGCAACCCCAAAAAAAAUCUUUUAGAACAGACAUUUUAAGAAAAUAUUUUUACUUUGGCUUGUAAUUUAACAGACAUGUUUUACAAAAAGAUAAUUUUGAUUAUUGAUUUAGAUUUUUUAAAAUUAAUUGAGAGAUAUUUACCUAAUGUUUAAAUAAAAAAUUAACAAUUGUUUUUAA